CCACAGCUUCUUCUGAUCAAAAGGGGCAGCAGAGAGAGUCUUGGCUUCCUUCUUCUCCUUCUUACUGUUUUCUUCUCAAGAGUAAUCAGGAAAGCAAAAUUUUCAGAUAACUAUGGGAUCUUCAGCUACUCCAGGCUGAGCUUGUUUCUUCGAGUCUCCGAUCUCUGCUAGUUCUUUUCAAGUGUUCUCAUCAAUCUCGCUGAGAUUUGUGUACUACUGAAGUCGAAUAAGAUCCGAAGCUGUGUCUGUAUUAGCUUCUAAGGAAUAGUGAUGGAGACUAAUUCGUCUGGAGAAGAUCUGCUUGUUAAGACGAGGAAGCCAUAUACGAUAACAAAGCAACGGGAACGAUGGACUGAGGAAGAACAUAACCGAUUCCUUGAUGCCUUGAGGCUUUAUGGUAGAGCCUGGCAGAAGAUCGAAGAACACGUGGCAACGAAAACUGCUGUGCAGAUUAGAAGCCAUGCUCAGAAAUUUUUCUCCAAGGUAGAGAAAGAGGCUGAAGCUAAAGGUGUACCAGUGGCUCAAGCACUAGACAUAGCUAUCCCUCCUCCACGCCCUAAACGUAAACCUAACAAUCCUUAUCCUCGAAAGACCGGAUCUGCAUCUCUCCCCAUCUCAAAACCUGGUCUCAAUGAUGGUAAAGACUCCCCUGGAUCAGCAAAUGUUUCGCUUCCUCAGAUGGAAAAUGAAUAUCCGCAGGAAGACAACUGUUCAGAUUGUCUCACUCAUCAACACCUCUCUGCUGCAUCUUCCAUAAAGACAUCAAAAGCGAGCACUUUCAGGGAGUUCUUACCUUCACGAGAAGAGGAACAGGGGAAUAACAACAAGGAGUCAAACUCAGCCAAUUACAGUGAAAAUAUAGAAGCAGGAGGACCACCUCAGACUUAUCCAAGCCAUAUCCCUAUGCUACUUCCACUUGGGAGCUCCAUAACAACCUCUCUGUCACAUGCUCCUUCUGAGCCAGACGAGACUAGUCAUCAUCAUCAUCCCCACACUGUUGCAGGCAAUGAUCAUCAUCAGUCGUUUCCUGACCAUAUUAUGUCAAGCCUUUUACAGACACCAGCUCUAUAUACAGCUGCAACUUUCGCCUCAACGUUUUGGCCUCCUAGUACUGGUGGUGGUGGUGGUGGUGGUGGCACACAAGGGAAUCUGGCUGCCAUGGCUGCAGCCACUGUUGCAGCUGCAAGUGCUUGGUGGGCUGCCAAUGGACUGCUACCUCUCUGUGCUCCUCCUUUUAGUUCAGGUGGUUUGACCUGUCACCCUCCAGCUACUACUUAUGGACCUUCUUCCGGUGAAGUAAACGUCACAAAGACAAUGGAUCAAGAGCACUCCGAGGCGUCAAAGGCUAGAUCUUCAUUGGAAUCAGAGGAGACUAAAAAUGGGGGGAGUAAACCAGAUUGUCAUGAGAAUCAUCAUCCUUGUGCAGCAGCAGCAGCAACUGAGACUGAUGCGAAAGGAUCAGAUGGAGCGAGAGAUAGAAAACAAGUUGACAGGUCUUCGUGUGGCUCAAACACUCCCUCGAGUAGUGAUGAUGUUGAGGCAGAUGCUUUGGAGAGGCAAGAGAAUGAUGGCACCACCAAUGAUGAAGUGAAAGAAGUGAAUGCAGACACUACUAACAAUCCACAAACGUCAGAGUCCAAUGCACGUCGCGGUAGAGUCAGCUCUAACUUAGCUGAUCCAUGGAAGUCUGUAUCAGAUGAGGGUCGAAUCGCUUUUCGAGCUCUCUUUGCAAGAGAAGUAUUGCCACAGAGUUUCUCAUAUCAGAGAGAAAACAGAGAGGAUGGCCAACAACAAAGAUAUCCAAUGGAGCUUGAUCUUAACUCAACAGCUGAACUAACUCCAGCUGAUGAUGAAGAAGAGAACAGAAACAUAGCGUUUUUGGGUGCUUCAAAGCUAAGCAGAGGAAGAACAGGUUUCAAACCUUACAAAAGAUGCUCAAUGGAAGCCAAAGAGAGUAGUAGAGUCAUCAACACCAACCCUAUCACCAUCCAUGUUGAACAGAAAGAUCCCAAGCGGAUACGGUUGGAAACACAAACUUCAACAUGAAAAAAAAGUUGUAACUCUCUUGUGUGCUUUGUUCUCUUGUUUCAAAUUCAAACUGAUACAUUUUCAUCUUGUCUUUGAGGGCUUUUGUAUUUUGUCCACACACACACUUCCCCAUGUCCAUAGUGUUCCUGUAACGUUUGACUCUGUAGUUCUGUAUUAUCAAACAAAUCAUAAACUGUUUAAUUUCUC
Messenger RNA from Raphanus sativus (radish), 2235 nucleotides. RefSeq names its product protein CCA1. Gene Ontology annotation, molecular function: DNA binding. NCBI's taxonomy places the organism in Eukaryota, Viridiplantae, Streptophyta, Magnoliopsida, Brassicales, Brassicaceae. Bases 271 to 2046 code for a protein of 591 amino acids. The transcript has 8 exons. The record is from RefSeq and is a predicted model, not a curated record.